CCCGCCGCCGCUCUGGACGCUUGGGGGGCCGCCUCCUCCCCCGGCUGGCCGGCGCCGGGUGCUCCAAUGAGAGCGGCUGCCUCUCUCUGCCUCGCGGAGCCAGGCGGCGCCGGCCGGAGCCCGAGUCCGGGCCCUGCGUGCGCGAGUCCGGCAGCAGACGAGGAUGAUGCCGGCUCUGGCCGCCCAGAGGCGGGGAUGGCGCUGUCUCAGCCGGCUGUACCUUCGGUGCCCGGCGGCGCAGCUCAGCCGGGUCUGCCAUGGAUGGCAAGGCUCAAUGAAAUGUGGAAGUCUGUCUCACAUACUGCCAUGCAGUCGUCUACCAGUCCAGUCACUGAGUCAAGUGAGAGUUUACACCUCUGAUGGUCAGAAAAAAGGCCCUGUACCAGGCCCUGAAGGAGCUGUACACAAAGCUGGAACAGCACGGGAUACUGGCAGUGCAGCCCAAAAACCACUUAUAUUGCAAGAGCCAAUCCAAGUAAAAGUUAAAGCAGUUCUUAAAAAGAGAGAGUAUGGACCAAAAUACACACAAAAUAAUUUCAUCACUGGUGUCAGAGCAAUAAAUGAGUUCUGUCUUAAAUCCAGUGAUCUAGAACAGCUGAGGAAAAUCAGACGACGAAGUCCCCAUGAGGAUACUGAGGCUUUCACUGUAUUUUUGAGAUCAGAUGUAGAGGCAAAAUCUCUAGAAGUUUGGGGAAGCCCGGAGGCUCUUGCCAGAGAGCGAAAACGGCGUAAAGAAGCAGAGAUAGAAUACAGAGAAAAUCUGUUUAGAAACCAAAAGUUGUUAAAGGAGUACAAAGAUUUUCUUGGGGAUACUAAGCCACGCUCCAGCACAGCCGGUAUGUUGCUCAAAGGACCAGGAAAGGUGGUGAUGGUUGCUAUUUGCAUAAAUGGGUUGAAUUUUUUCUUUAAACUACUCGCUUGGGUUUACACGGGUUCUGCAAGCAUGUUUUCAGAAGCUAUACAUUCUUUAGCAGACACUUGCAACCAGGCUUUGCUAGCAUUGGGCAUCAGUCAGUCUGCAAGGACACCAGACCCUAGUCAUCCGUAUGGCUUCACAAAUAUGCGCUAUAUUGCCUCCCUCAUUAGUGGGGUUGGCAUUUUCAUGAUGGGUGCAGGACUUUCCUGGUAUCAUGGAAUCAUGGGUUUACUUCAUCCUCAGCCCAUGGAAUCUCUUCUUUGGGCUUAUUGUAUCUUAGCAGGAUCACUGGUGUCUGAAGGAGCUACCCUUCUUGUUGCUAUAAAUGAAAUUCGAAGGAGUGCCCGGGCCAAGGGUCUGUCAUUUUAUCAAUAUGUCAGGCUCAGUCGUGAUCCCAGUACAAAUGUGGUGUUGUUGGAGGAUGCUGCAGCAGUUUUGGGUGUGACGUUAGCUGCUACUUGCAUGGGUCUGACUUCUUUGACAGGCAACCCUUACUAUGACAGUCUGGGAUCUCUAGGUGUGGGAACUUUGUUGGGAGCUGUAUCAGCUUUUCUUAUCUACACCAACACAGAAGCAUUGCUGGGACGAUCCAUUAAUCCUGAGCAAUUACAGCGACUUACUGAGUUACUGGAGAGUGACCCCGUCGUUAGAGCAAUUCAUGAUGUUAAAGCCACAGACAUGGGAUUGAGCAAAGUGAGAUUCAAGGCAGAAGUAGACUUUGAUGGACGGGUUGUGACUCGUUCUUACCUGGAAAAGCAAGACAUUGAACAGCUGCUACAAGAAAUUCAGCAGGUGAAAACUCUUGAGGAAUUGGAAGCCUUCAUGCUUAAACAUGGAGAGAACGUCAUUGACACACUGGGAGCUGAAGUAGACCGGCUUGAAAAGGAGCUAAAGCAACGCAAUCCUGAUGUUCGACAUGUAGAUUUGGAAAUAUUGUAGAUUUGACAGAGAAAUCCGUGGAGUACUCUCUUUUGGAAAAAAGUCUGCACAGCGAUGGAACAGCUAUUGAAACGGCAGUCACUUCAAUUCCGUACCUCAUUUACUUCAUGCUGUAGGCUUCCUGAACUGUUGUUACUGAAUCAGUUUCCAGAACAGCUUUAGACUCGGAGUCAACAACUUUGUAUAGAAGAUCAGUUCAACAAAAGCUACUUAACAUAAUUUCUAUAUGAGACUGUUGGAGGUGAAUUUAUUUGGGAAUUGGAACUUAAAUCUUUUAGUUUCUAUAAGGCAAACGUUAAUGCCUGAAAAUACACAGAAGAUAGUUUUCCCAUUUCAGUUUUUUGUCAACUUGCACAUCAGUUUGCACUCAUUUAACUACUUCCUUCUAGAAGCCAUUGGAGGUAUUUGCAAGAUACAGAUGUUUUAAUGCUAGAAACAGGCUUUGUUUCAUUUGUUCUACCUGUCAAUCUUGAACCAGUUGUUAUAUUCUAGCUAUAUGGUAUCUUUUUUUUCCCUCUGAGAUCAGUCCCUCGAAAAAACCCAGUCCUUUUCUCGAGUGUCAUGAUUUGGAAAAUUGCUUCUGCCAGGGUUGCAAUUAUUGAUGUAACCUCAGAGGGUCAGAUCAGUCUCUUGGAUGCAGUUGGCUUUGGACUUGGCCUAGAGUACGUUGAGUUACUGCGCAGGAUGUAGAAACCUCAACAAACAAAUUUGGCCUAUGCCUUGUGUUUAGGUUUUUUUUCUCUUCAGAUUUUUACCCACCCAUACGCCUUUUUGUUGCUUUAACUUGCUAACGUUGGAGGAUAUAACAUGGGGAACGAUUUAUUUAGUAGUUUUCUGUUUUUCUUUUGGCUUUUUAUAUUUUUAAGAAGCAACAUUCUGUGAAUGAUCUUUGCUAGCAAAAGCAAGAGGUGUGUAGAAGUUUUAACACAUUCUAGAAAUAUUUAUAAUUAGAUGUGAAGAUGAUACUAAUUUAUUUACACAGGCACUACUUGUAUGAAUCUGAAUUGUAGAUAGCUUUUUGGUUUUUUUCAGAAAAACCUCUUUGUGUGGGGGAAGUAAAACAAUUGUGCUGAAAUAUGUGUCAUGGCUGUCAGUAAUCCCAAAACUGAGUGCAUAGAGUUUACGUGUUUGAAAUGCACAAUUCUACUGUUUUACAAAAUGAGUUUCUAGAAUAAGGCUUUCUGCAAUGGGUAUCCAAGUCAUAGCAGACUCUGUAAGAAAUAAUCUCUUAAUAAAGGCUGAGUACAAAUCAUGCAAAUCUAGUAAUUGAAAUAUUAAUGGAAUAAUUACCGAUAAAUCUUUCUCCAAGAAAAACCCUUUAUGCACUUUAAAACGUUUCAGUAACAUGAAAAUUGCUCAUGGGAGAGAGGUGGCAAUAAGAGUAUCCCGAUGAUUCUGCUGCUGAGUAGUCUAGUGACUGACAUACGACAGAAUUGUUGAUUGGGAGCACAAGUCAUCAAAAUCAAUUUGUUAUGAUUAAAUCCUAUGCAUUGCAGCAAAUAAUGGUGGAUACCAAAAUGUCAGGAAUUGAUUGAUUAAAUGCUUUGUAGUAGUAUUUUUUUAAAAUGUAAAAUGUCAUUUGCCAGUGAAUUAUGAGAAUUUAAAAUAGCAUGCCUUUUGACAAUCACAAAACACUGCAUGCUGUGCAUUUUAAAUAAAAUGACAUUCCAAAGUUUAGUUUUUAGAGAUGAGGCUUUAUGUACUGUAAUGUGUGUAGUGGAUGACUUUGUUACGUAAUUGGGACUGAAGGGUCUGUUAGUACCCUUGCCUAUAAUUCCUAUUCUUCCUCUUCUCAUCAGUAAUUUGUUUAUAACCUAUUAGUGCUUAAUCUAAGGGAAGACUUGAUUUUUAUCUGGCUGUCUCCCACUGUAGUACUAAUUAGAUUUGUAGUAUGCCCUUAAGACUGAUAAUUAGAAAUGUGUUUAAUAAAAAGUGAUAUUUUUAAAGUUAA
This is a messenger RNA of Chelonoidis abingdonii (Abingdon island giant tortoise), 3806 nucleotides long. It is a transcript of the gene SLC30A9, whose product is annotated as solute carrier family 30 member 9. Gene Ontology annotation, molecular function: monoatomic cation transmembrane transporter activity. Gene Ontology annotation, cellular component: membrane; endoplasmic reticulum. The record is from RefSeq and is a predicted model, not a curated record. NCBI's taxonomy places the organism in Eukaryota, Metazoa, Chordata, Testudines, Testudinidae. Gene Ontology annotation, biological process: zinc ion transport; transmembrane transport; intracellular zinc ion homeostasis.